AUGUCGUUCUUUACCCCACGUGCUAUUGCCGCGUCGUGCGCAGCCGCUGUGUCUGUGCCGGCGACUAUCUUCUUAAUUGUCCGUGCGGCGAGACGCCCGCGCCGGUACCAAGGGCCUUCCUACGCCGAUUUGCCGGUUGAUCAGUGGAACAUGCAGCAGGUGGUGCAGUGGCUGCGUUCACUCGGUGUGUCGGAGACGGUGUUGGUCUCGUUCUUGCGGAACGAGGUGGACGGGUCAGUGUUGCUUCUAUUGGAGGAGGGACACCUGAUGGAGCUGGCACCCAAACUGCGCGACUUUAUUCUUAUUCGCGAGGGUCUGGGGAAGCUGCGCGACUGCGCAGUGCAACCACGGCCGGUGAGGGAGUGCGUGGUGACUGCGCCCGCCGCGAGGAACAUCGAGGACACACUGCCCGUAGGGCAAAGGGUGAAUCCACCGUACAACAACGUGCGGUUCCAGGCACUGCUGCAAGAAAUGCAGGGCCUCGCGCCCGGGAUGCAGGUGCAAUUGGUUCCCACCGUAGUGAGCGUCGCGGCACCUCUCGCAAAGACGCAACGAGAAGACGCCACCACGACGGUGUUGGCUGGCCCCGAUGUGAUAGAGCAGCUCCAGACGCUGCACAAGACAGUGGACGGCUUUUUGCAUCUGCUUGAUUCGACGGAGAUGCGGGUGAUGUCAGACCCACGUGUUGCGCCGCUGCGGGCAAACAUAGAGGGGCAAGUACGUCAUGUCAUGGCAGUGUCAAGCCGGCUUCCGCCACCGCAUGGAGAGCCGCUGCGAAAGAAAUGCGAGCUUAUUCUCCAAAAGAUCCGGCAAGGUGUAGAAACAACCACCGCCACCACCACCACCGCAGGGAUGGCCCAGGUGGCUCGGCAACAGCAACAACAGCAACAAGGACACCAGCAGCGACAGCAGUUGCAAACGCCUAUGGGGCCCAUGGUGCAACGGCUGCGUGACAUCUUUACCGCCCUCAGGUCGUCGGACUUGGUGGAGACGGAGCCUGGGGAGCGGCUCGUGCGUAUCACUGGCAUGCUGAAUGAGGCGCGGAUUAUUCAGAGAGAAGCCGAGUCCUCAGAUGACCCCCGUGCGGUGGCCAUCAUGAACCAGGUGGCCGGAAGUGUCAUUUCUGUGCUGCAGCAAAUGGAGUCGCUCACACGUGAGGAGCUGGAGGCGGUGGGAGGUGAUGCUGCAGGUGAACCCGUCGAGGAGCGUGUGAGAGGGCAACACCAACUGCAGCAACCGCAACAAGAGCAACGACAACAACAAGUUGCCCAGUUGAAUUUGUCGCAGAUCGUUUCUGAUCUACAGUCUGUUGCUCAAAUGCUGCACUCCGAUAGGUUGGCUUCUGCGCCCCCGGAGGUGCAACUGCAAAUUGUGUCCCAACUUCGGCAGCGUCUCCGCCAGCUGCAGCAACAGGUCGCUCGCCUCCCGCUUAACGAAACUACAGCUACAGUGGCAGCAAUCAUUGAAAGAACCCAGGGGCUCAUUGCGUCUCUGACAGGUGAUGAGCCUGAUGAGCCAGAGGAGCAGGAGGAUUGUGAUGGUGAUGAUGAUGAUGAAAAAGAUGAGCAACCGGAACACCAAGCGGAAGAGGAGAUGCAGGGGAGAGAAAGGGUGCCUACGGCCACCUCUACAGCAAACCCACUCGAGGCGGUAUGUCAAGAAGACAUACAGGAUAAGGUUGUAAACGAGGCGAAUGAGAUUUUUAAUUAUAUUAACUCAGACCGCUUCAAGGUGCUGCCAGCAGAAGAAAAAAGCAAUGCAGCACAGCGGCUUCUAUCGCAGCUUUGUAUGAUGGAAAACCGCUGCGCUCAAUUCGGGUGUCUGGAGCAGUUGCAAGAGCUCCUUCAACCCAUGAAGGAGAUUCUGCAAAUGGAAAUCAAACCGGAUUCCGAGACGCCCGCCCCCACCCCAUUAUUCCUCAGCAUCUCGGCCCACUUGACGCGGAUGUCAAAUCUCAUGAAUUCUGACGGUUUUCAACGGGCCGACAUAGACAGUAAGAGGGCAGAAGCCCGGUCGAUCAUUCCACAGCUUCAGAAAAUCGCCUCGGCCCUGUCACAGCUUCCCCCACACGAACGGAGUGCGGUGGAGCGGCUCAUUGCACCCAUCAAUGCCGCCCUGCAAUCAAUUUCUGCUAGAUCUGAGGAAGCUCAGGGAGACGUUGCUGAUCCGAGGCAGGUGGUUGCGCAGAUGGAGACGGUCCUCUCGGUCCUGCAGUCGGAAGAGUUCAUAAACGCCCCACAACAGCAAAGACAACAGCUCGCCACAGAACUUGUGGAGAAACUUGAGGGCUUGAAAGCAGAUUGUGGUCGGAUCGGCGGCGCGGCAGCCCCUCUGCUGCCCAUUAUUGAGCGAAUCCGGGGACAACUACUGGCGUUAACUCAAUGUGGCCGAAAUGUAGAGGAAGAAAACGGACCCUCGGAGAGAGAAGGUGCUCCCGAUUCAGGUAAUAAUGAUAAUGAAGGAAAAGCAAGUGGAGAUGCUACGGAUGAAGGGCCUGUCUCGAUAGAGGUGCAGCAAAAUCGAAACGCGAUGAUGGAAGAGCGACAGAAGCUCUUCAAGACAGUGGCCGAUAUCACGGCAGAGCUUCGUACUAACAACGAUGUGAAUGCGAGGCUGACCAGUGCGGAGGCGCAGCCCCUGGUCGGACUCUUGGAGAUGAUAGACUCUGUUGGAUUUGUUACUCCACAAGAAAAGAACCUUCGCGACGAGUUUGAGGUCCAAAUUAGGCGUGCAAAGGGGGAGGACAGUGCUGCGGUGGAAGNGUCCAGCCCAGGCAUGGAGAACCUUAUGCGCACCUUCACAUUACUGAAGGAAAGAAUUGGGUCACCGAGUCUGUCUUCGCCGACAGAUUUACUCCCCAUCAUGGCAGCAGUUGACCAGGCACUUAGCGCUGCCGAUCAGAACAAUGUGCCGUGGCGCAACUCUCCGCCAGCAGUGAGUCUGAUUAGUGAGGUGCUAACACGAAUCCAGGAGGUCCAGCGUGAGUUGGGUGAACGACGUCCAUCGGAGCUGGAGAGUAUACUCAACGAGGCGGCGACGGAGAUCCGCCAGAAUCCCCCACAAAACGAAGAGCAACUUCAACCAUACACAGAGAUGCUGUCGCAGAUGGAUAGAAGGAUGAACAAUUUGUCUGUUGGUACACUGCAGGCGUUGAAAAACCUCCAAGAGGCAGUGCUUGUGGCGGCGGGUACACUGCAUGCGCAGGGGCCGGAGGGGCGCUCCGGGGCUUUGCUGGGCGACGGCCACGUGGCACAACUGCUAGUGGAGGUGUCAGAUAGGCUUCGGGAGGGCCCAAUCCGGGAGGAAGUGCUUGAUCAGUACGCAUUGCUUCUUGAUAACAUCGAGGCAACGCGCACCGACCCCUCUGUGCGUGAGGCGGUCGAUUGCGUACGGGAGCAAAUCCACCUGCAGCGCAUCAUGAACGGCGAGGCUGACGAUGAGGAAAGCGACACAUCCGAAGCGGAAUUGGAUGAAGAGGAAAAUGAAACUGAAGAAGCAAAUAAGAAUGAAGAUAAGGAAGAAGGGAAAGCGGCAACCGAGGAUCCGAAAGACGAUGUUGAAUUCACUGAACACAAAAACCGACCCGAGCCUUCUGAGGACACUGCCACCCAAGAGAAAGAAAAGGCGGAGACGAUGUCUGGAGACUUGCAGCAGGAGGCUGAAGGGCGAAGUGCCACGCCGACCUCGGAAAGGACUGCGGUGGUGGGCUUCCUCAGUAAACUGCCAAAAAAUUGCGUUCCCGGCGGUGCGAAGAACGAACUACUACUACUACCACGUAUUGAGAAGAAGAUCUUCUCGGCGGAGCAGCACUUCAUUGCCAACACGACGCUCUUUGACAUUCAGAAUAUCAGCAAAGUGAUCCUGCACCUUGAAAAAUGCCCAGAGGUGAAGAGUAAUACGACGCUGUUAGAGCGGGUAAGCCGUGUGAAAAGGUCGUUUGCACAACAGCUGCAGGCAUUUCAUGCUAGCGAUCAACAGUCCACUGCGAUCCAGACAACACUGAGUCUCUACUGCAGGGACACAACUGUUGCAGGCGAGUGUGUCCGCGAGCUCGUUAUUUGUACGGCAGCGGAGGCAGCUGAAGAUGUUGGGGCCCGCAGCAGCAAGGACCUGAAGAAGUGCCUGGCAGAGGGGAAAGCGGCGCCAACAACAGUUGGUUCAGAGGUUGUAAAGGAGUGGUGUGGGCGCAGCAUAGCUGUUCUCGUGUGCGAGUUCGGUGUGGUGGAUGGGACGGCUUUGAGCGAACUCGUGCUGUUGCAUGAGGUCCUCGGAAGCCGCUACGGCUUUGAUGUCGUGACUGUUACGGCGACCAGCGCAAGCCAAUUGCAAAGUCUCCUGCAGGAGGUCGCCGCCUCCGGGGCGAGGCGAGUGCUCCUAUACUACUAUACAGAUGCACAUGCGUCGCCCAAGCCACACUCCGUCCUCUUUCGUGACGGUUCCUCUCUCACGUACCGCGACGCGCUACAGCAGCUGCAGACUGUGCACCGCGUCGUGUUGGCGCACUGUCAACCACUGAGUUUCUCGAUGGUGUCAGAGUUUGCGGGGCAUUGCAGCCCAUUCUUCUUAGUACGGUUC
This is a messenger RNA of Trypanosoma grayi, 4575 nucleotides long. RefSeq lists its product as hypothetical. The record is from RefSeq and is a predicted model, not a curated record. The annotation marks the transcript as partial. Gene Ontology annotation, molecular function: protein binding. Lineage: Eukaryota; Euglenozoa; Kinetoplastea; Trypanosomatida; Trypanosomatidae. The transcript has a single exon.